Molecule: messenger RNA, 4606 nt
Organism: Vitrella brassicaformis
Lineage: Eukaryota; Vitrellaceae
Source: the annotation of a GenBank genome assembly
AUGGACGACGACGCCUGGUCCAUGAUCGGAUUGACGCGAGAAGACCAGGAGAGAAUCCCUGUCAACACGAUCAUGGACAUCCGUGAGCGGGACCAGACAGACGAAGACGCCGCACUGGCCAGGCACCUCCACGCCGCUCAAGUGGCAGAGGCAGCACAACAACAGCAGCAGCAGGCCAGCUCAGCCAGUCACAACUACGGCAACAACUACGACAACAACGACAACUGGAGCGAUUCGGACGGGUGGGAUCCUCUGCUGCUGCCCCAUGCGCAGCCAGGCCCUGCUCCUGUGGCUGCCGCAGCCGCUGCUUCGUCGGGAGGCGGUGGUGGUGGGUGGACGUCGGGUGGCGUGAGCAGGCCCAGCGGCAGCGGGCAGCAGCAUCUACAGGGUCGUCCGGAGAUGCACAAUUCCUCUCAGGUGUGCGGAUGGGCGGUGUGGUCCACCUGUGUGUGGUACGUCUGUUGUGGCGCUUGUGGGGUGUGUGUGCAGGGUGGGGGAGGUGGGGGCGGUCGUGCCGCAGCAACAAGACCAUCCAGAUCAGGGGGCCGUCUGGCCGCAUCAGACACGUGAGGCAAUAACACGAUGCACUCGACGAUGCAUGGCCAUCCAUCCGGCGCAAAGGCCUCUCCUUUCUCUGGUUCCUUGCCUUUGCAGGUAGUCCGUUACGGUGUUAGCAUUGACGAGCUGCGCCAGGAGGUGCUGAAGCUGCUCCGGCUGGACGACAGUAGUGUCACCGUCCAGCUGCUCGUCCGGGGCUCGUCCAUCCGGGACGUCGACGCCCUGCGAGACGGCGAUGAGGUGGCGUUUACUCCCCUCCCACUCUCACCGCACCGCACUACCCCAGCCCCCUCAGCCGCACCAUCAGCCAACAGCGAUCGACAAGCGCCAACCACAGCCCCCAACGGACGAGCGCCGGAGCUGCCGCGGCCUGGGACGACGGCCACCGACGUAUCGGUGAGGAGGGAUGUGUGGGUAUGUGUAUGUUAUGUGGGUGCAGCAAUGUGUUGUGGUACGUGUGUUGUGUGUAUGUUAUGUGUGUGCAGCAAUGGAAAAAGCGCCCGACAGACACCGGGUUCGGCGAUAUAUUCGUGGAGGAGGGGGAGCUGAACGGCCAGCUGUUUCUCAAGUUGAAGAUCCCAUUGAGCCGAUACAACAAGAAUGCAUCGGUGAGCGGAAGGAAUGGCUGGCAUGUGUCCAGGGGGGCGGGGGGGAGGGAGGGAGAGGUGCGCAGAGGGUCGGUCUGUCUGUCAGUCAGCACAGUCUCGUGUUCGUUCGGUCUGCAGGUGCGGGAGCCGGUGCUUAUCCACAAGUUGCUGUCUGAGACGGUGCGCCAGUCCUCACUCGAGUCGUCUGUGGCGAAGCAGCUCGGGGAAUUCGAGCAGGAUGGGUAUCAUGUGGUCGUCCUCGAGAGACCUCCCAUGCCCUUGCGCGACUUCUUCAGGGAGCAGUAAGUAAGGCGGGAAGAGAUGUGUGUGGCGGCUCUCGCCCUCGUCAACACGUCCCUUUGUGUGUGUGUGUGUGUGUGUGGUGCAGCAUCGAGCACGUGGGUGUGGCUGAGUCGGUGGUCUUUUGGUUCGUAGGUGACCUGCUGCGGCUGCCGUGCAGAGUGAGGAGAAGGGAAACAAAUCGAGAUACACACAUACCAGGCAUUCAGUCAUGUUGGCCUCGUCUGUCGAUGCGAUGCAUUCAGCGGCAUCACUCACGGGGGCAUGUCGCUCGACACGAUCGGCCUCCGCCCCAUCGCCGACCAGAGUCGCCGCGCCUACCGGAAGCCGUGUGUCUUCAAUUGGCAAACUCCCUUCAGGGGCCGGCCCACUGUGCGUGUCUCUCUGUUUUCUUUCCAGGUGUGCCCUCAUCGUUGCCUACAUUUUAUAUCUCGGAGGAAUUUUCAUCAUUUCCUCGGCACCUCACUUGGACUUCUCAAUGCGCAACUGUGUGGGAUAGAAGACGUCCACGGUGGUGGUUUGCGAGCUCUGUGACGGUCUUCAGAAGAGUUUGAGUGAGAUCUGAGGUUUUUGGCUGCGUAAAGGCCAUUUGGCUGACCACAGGUGCGCUCUGCAGGCUAUAGCGGCCGAUAGAAGACUGCCGAACCAUCGCAGAAUGAGUUCGGAAGCCAAGACAGUCUAUGUCCGACUGAAGGGACGCACUUGUUGGCCUCGGCAGCAGGUGAGGCAAUCAACGCUCUCGAUGUGAUGCCGGCCGGCUGGCUGAGGCGCCCAAACCACACACCGUUGCACUGCUUUGUCCGUUGUCUGUCUGUCUGUUUGUUUGUCUGCGGUGCGUUCAGUCGGUGAGUGAGGGCAUGACUCUAGCUCAGUUCCAUCAGCAGCAGCGCAAGUUUUUUCACCUGCCCAGCGACACUUUGGUGCGGGUCUUCGACACAGAGUGGCGGGAGGUGGUGGAUCUGGACGACCUAGACGACGAGGAGACCGUACAGCUAAGUGUGGAGCUGCCCGAUGACGUCGAGGCGCCGCACAACGAUCCCACCCCCUCGCCGCCCGACAGCAUCCCCACCCCAUACUCCCAGCCUCACGGCCAGGGUGCCACACCGACCCGCGCAUCCACACCAGCCCGCACACGGGGUGCCGCCACGAGCGGCGCUGCAGCGGCCGGCAGCGACGUCGGGGAGGGUGCGGAGGGUGCGGAGGGGUCGGAGGAGGGCGGUGGUGUGGGGGAGGGCGGCGAGGGCGGAGUCGGUGACAAGAGUGUGGGCGGCGGUGAGUUUGCGGCCGUUGACGUGUUGUGGCACCUCGAUGGGUCGCAGUCCACGGCGUUUGCGCGGCUGAUGGAGCUCCCCGUCAAGAGUAAGGAGGGCCACGAGCUCGUGGCCCUUCUGAUACCCCACAGCCAAUACACAAUGGAGGUGAUCAAGGGAGGGAGAGAGGGAGGGAGGGAGGGUCAAUGUGCAUAUGUCUGUGUAUGUGUGUCUGUCUGCAGGUCAAGCGAGCCGCUGAUAUUCACGACUGGGCAUCGCAGCAGCAGCUGCCGGCGGUGUGUAAGGUCGUGCACCGGCGUACCAUGAGAUCGCCGUCCAGAAACCCAUCGUAGAACUGAUUAGCUUCUUCAACCAGUAGUAAGCAAGGCGAAAGAGAGAGAUUCACCUCAACUCACAACAUCCAUCCAUCGAUUCAUCCAUCCAUUCUGUGGUCAUAGAACGCCUCUGUGUGUGGUGUGGCGUGGUGUGUGUCACCCCUGCAGUUGCCGGUGCGGAUGGCCCGAGCAGGCCGUGGCGUCGUUCCUCAGGGACAUCGCGUGCCUCCUCGUCAAACUCCACAAGGAGUAAGUGCGCGACGACGGGCGGAGAGAGAUCACACACACGCAAAGACAUCCACACCCACACCCGUUCACUCGCGUGUGUGUCCCUGUCUGUCUGUCUGUCUGGAUGCUGGUGGGUUCAGGGGUGUGAGCCAUGCCGGCCUGUCCAUCAGGUCCAUCGGCCUCAGCCCAGUGUGCUGCGCGGACGGCGCGCGGACGGCGUUCCGCCUCAAGGCCUUCGUCUACAAGUGGGACAACGCCAUCCGCGGCCGCACGUGAGCAACCAACGACACACAGACACAGACACAGACACAGACGCCCAUCUCCCUCCCUCUCUGUGUCUGUGUGUGUCCGUGCUAUGCGAUGAAUGCCAUUCAUUCAUUUAUUGUAAUCAGGCGGAUGCAGCCCUCGCGGUCCUUCUACGUGGCGCCCGAAGUGUUGCAGGGCCGUCACUGCGGCACGGCCACUGACAUCUUCGCACUGGGUGGGCAAACAGCCUCACCGACACACACGUCCUUCCGUCGCUCCAGACACACAGACACAGACAGAAACAAGGGGCUGCAUGGCUAUCCCCCCUGUGUGUGUCCAUUUAUAUCAGACCACCGCUGCCUGCAUUUUAUAUUGUGGAGGCAUAUCCUCUCCUUUCGCCGGUUGCCAAACAGGCGUCUCCGUCUUCGCCUUCAAGCUCACGGCCAUAUGAGGGGGGUCAGAGCCGCACACCCUGAGCGAGCCGCCUUCACUGCAGCCGUCUGUGAGUGCAAGUGUUUAACAGAAGACGGAGACCAACUACAUCUUCUUCGUGACGAGUCCCGUCAUCCGCGGCUCGUCACGAAAAGACUCUGACGACGAUGACGCGGACAACAACGAGUAUGACGGCUGCGGCAGCCGCGACACCCAGGCAGACCACGGCAGCCACCCCGUCCCCUCCCCAUCGCCAUCCAACGAGGCCCCCACGUCACCUCAUGUGGCCGACUAGCCACUGCACGACAGCACUGCACCAGCGUCGCCAUGCACGACCGCCGUCAUUCGCAGAUGCGACGUGGAGUUCAUCCCACCCACCACUUCACCCGCCACACCGCCAUCACCAUCGCCCCGUGACAGAAGCCCCUCCCCCGUGCCCAGCCAGUCGCCGUCACUCGCGAGCACCAUCACCCCCCGCCACAGGACGCCCAGCGGAGAACUCCUGCUGAGAUCUGACACUUCUCAGCCUUCUCCCCCUACCAACACCAGCAGCCCAAGCAGCACCAGCUCCACCAGUAGCACCACCGACGGCAGCGCCAAGGAGGCCUACUCUUCGCCCCGACUGCACUGGCGCUCGUUGCCUUAAUGACCUCGACCUGCCUGUCGUGUG